CCUCAGUAACAAUCUGACCACCAUGUCCCCACCCCAUCCCGGCUUCCCCAUCGAGAACCCAAUAACCUCAUAUUGGCUCAAAACCCCCCAUCCCCUCGCAUCCUACCGCUCGUCACCCACCGUCCCGAACCACUGCGACAUCGCCAUCAUUGGGACCGGCUUGGCUGGCGUAGCCACCGCGUAUCAUAUCCUGUCCGGUCCACACGCUGAGGGAGUCAAGCCAAGCGUUGUGCUUCUCGAGGCACGUCAGGUUUGUUCCGGUGCGACCGGGCGCAAUGGCGGGCAUACCAAACUGGCAAUAACCAUUGCCAAAGAACUCUACGAUAGUUAUGACGAGGAAGCUGCAGCGCAGGUGACGUAUCACCAGCUGGAACAACUCUCUGCUUUGAAGGAGGUAGUUGAGAAAGAGGGGAUCGAGUGCGAGUUGAAGGUGACUCGAUCGUUUGAUGUGUUCUUUGAUGGGAACCAUGCAAGGGAUAUACGUGAGUUCCUGUAUGUGAAGAAAUCAGAAGGUGUCGCGUGGGCGAGGGAGGUGGAGUGGAUUGAGGAGGCGGAUGUGGAGAGGAUUACCGGUGUGGUGAAUGGUAAAGGCGCUGUUGGUGUCCCUGCGGUUUCGUUGUGGCCGUAUAAGCUCGUUACUGCUCUACUCUCCCGAGUAUUGGAACUGGGUGGUCAGCUUUACACGGAGACUCUUGUCACCAACAUGGAGGGAUCCAGCCCAACCACGUUACUCACAUCCCGAGGCACAUUAAUCGCCAAAAAGACCAUCUUCGCAACCAACGCCUACACCGGUGCUCUACUCCCCCAAUACAAAGGAUUCAUCACUCCCGUCAAAGGACAAAACUCACAUCUAGCUCCGUUACCAUCUUUCAGGCCCCCAAUCCCUCUUAAAAACACCUACAAUCUACGGUUCAGCACAGAAUACGCAGACUAUCUCGUCCCACAACCAAACGGAACCAUCAUUCUCGGUGGCGCCAAAUGGACAUAUGAUACCGAUCAAGCCAGCUGGUGGAACACCGUCGAUGACAGAACGGUCAUUAACAACGGUGCUACCGCGCAUUUUGAUUCGGUCAUGGCGAGACACUUUCACGGGUGGGAGGAUGCGAAUGCGAAUCAUGAUAUGGUUUGGAGUGGGAUCAUGGGCUAUACGCCGGAUACAUUGCCCCAUGUGGGCCGGGUGCCGGGUUCACAGUGCCAGUGGAUUCUGGCGGGCUUCAAUGGUGCUGGAAUGGUGAUGAUCUUCACAAUGACUCGGGCCAUUGCUAGCAUGGUUGUAAAGGGGUUGGAGUAUGAAGAGACGGGCCUGCCAGGGCUAUUCAAGUCGACGUCUGAACGGUUGGCUGUGAGACAGUGAUGUAUGAGGCAGUGAGUAUUCCAAAGUAAUCUCUUUUGAUGUGAUCGCAUGCAACAGACAAGUCAGCGACAUUGAGUAGAUAGA
This is a messenger RNA of Aspergillus ibericus CBS 121593, 1438 nucleotides long. Its product is annotated as NAD(P)/FAD-dependent oxidoreductase. The transcript is spliced from 4 exons. Gene Ontology annotation, molecular function: oxidoreductase activity. Gene Ontology annotation, cellular component: cytoplasm. The record is from RefSeq and is a predicted model, not a curated record. Bases 23 to 1354 code for a protein of 443 amino acids. Lineage: Eukaryota; Fungi; Ascomycota; Eurotiomycetes; Eurotiales; Aspergillaceae.